Messenger RNA from Trametes versicolor FP-101664 SS1, 2331 nucleotides. RefSeq lists its product as uncharacterized. Lineage: Eukaryota; Fungi; Basidiomycota; Agaricomycetes; Polyporales; Polyporaceae. The transcript is spliced from 3 exons. The record is from RefSeq and is a predicted model, not a curated record. Bases 1 to 2331 code for a protein of 776 amino acids.
AUGCCUCUUCCACCCGACGCAACCCUCACCCUGCAGGGACAGCCUGGUCCCGGAGAUCUUAUGCACACCAAACCCAAGCAGGCCAUGCUGUUCCGCAUGUCGGCGGAGACCUUUGAGCAGCUGGAGGACGCGCAGAACCUCCCCAAACUGCACUUCGAGUUCGGGAAGACCCCAGGACUUUACAUCAACGAUGCCUUUUACUCUGUACGAGCUGACCAAGAGAACGGCCCCCACGAACUAUACCUCCGCAUGGCUUCGGCGCAAAAGCCCAUGGCCCCCCUCAAGAUGUACGCCAACGUCAUCGGCAAGUUUACUGUGGACCGCCAGCUCGGGGAGAAGGUCGAAAGCUCGGUGCGUGACCGAACGCUAGAGGCCGAGAAACAGCGCACCGAGCGUAAGGCCAUAUACCUCGACACGCCCCCGGAUCUGAGCCGCUCCAGCGCAAAGGGGAGACGGAAGGACGCGACAGCCCCUCGUCGCCCAGCUCUGCCCCCGGUCAACCGCCCGCCGUCGGGCAUGAAGACGAGGGUGGCGUCACCGCUUCCGGCCUCUGGCUCCCACGGGAAUGGAUCAACAAACGAGGUUCCCCCGACGAGAGCGCGUCUGAUCCAUUGCCUGGCGCUCAAGCCUCGGACAUCCGAUCAGGCCAUCGGGUUGUGUGUGGGGAAGGAUCCGUCUCCGCAGAUGAAGAAGGAAGUGAUCUCACUGUUGCACAGCGUGGGGCAGCCGAAGGUUGGAACUAGGGGCAGCGGCCCUGAUACGCCCCAGCUAUGGGAGCUGAAGCCUGAGUCGUGGCGCGACGUGCGGCCGUACGGAUGGCCCUUGUUGGAACCGGACGAACGCCUGAGUCUAUCGCGGCAGGCACGCGGGAUCUACAAGAGCCUGAGGAUCCCAGAGUCCGACCCCGUCUGGGAGCAUGCGCGCUAUCGCGAAGCCGACGGCGCGUCGGCCAAGUCAGCGGCGGGCCCCAGCGCGGCGGGCGUAGAGCCCAAGAAGGGCAUGAUGUCUAAAGGCACGACGAAGAAAGCGAAGCCUGCGGAGGGAGUGCGGAAGAAGGUGCCAGAUAUCAUCAUCGCGAAGGACGAAAGCGCGCGUCCGGGUCGAGAUGAGCACAGCGUCAAGGGUAGAGCGCGCGAACGCGACACGGACGAGGGAAGCGGCGCUGGUACGCCCACUAGCGCGACGCGGCCUACGAUCCGGAGGCCUGGAUCCGGAUUCAAGCUCAUCCCGAAGGCGUCCGCCACACCACCCGCCACCGACCUGCGCGCACACUCGCCUCUUCCUCCGAAGAGAACAGGACCGGUGGAUGCUCGAGAAAGCAAGCGAGAGCGCGAGCUACCUGCGCCCUCGGGGUCGGCACGGCCGCUCCCACCGAUCGCAGCGCCGAUGCCAUCGCCGCAGCCCAAGAGCUCCACGCCCCAGUUCAGGAAGAAGACCAAGGAGGAGCGUGCUGCGGAAGAACGACGAGAAGAGCGGCUGCGCGAGCGCGAGCGACAGAGUGCGGCAGACGAGCGGCAGCGAUCCAGAGGACAAGGGUCGCCUGUUCCUCUGAAGCGCAAGAAGGCUCCGCGAGACGGAGACGACUCUGAGUAUUCGGAACGCGACGUCCCGCUCAGCAACACGAAGAAGCGCCGUUUGGACGACCAGCAGAGCGCCGCUGAGAAGCCGCGCGGGCGGGACCAUUCGCUACCAAAGAAGCCCGUGCUGCGCGAGCCCUCGCCUUUGCGCCCGCCGCCCAUGAAGGUGAAGAAGGAGCCGUCGCCGCUAUCGCUCGCGUCCUCGCCACCGCCGCGCUCGUCUCUGCCGCCCAGGCCUUCGAUGCCGGAGAACCCGCAGCCGCCCUCGUCCUCAUCGUCGAGCGCGAGCGCGAAAGACGAUGGCCCGCAUCGCGCGUCAAGCACGAAGCGUCGUCGGCCCUCGAUCCAAUUCACCUCGUCCUCUGAUGAGUCCGACCCCCCACCCCGUGUCGAGCCCGCCGCGAAGAAAUUCAAGGUGAAGCAGAGGCACCCUGCCCGCUUCAAGCCCCGCGCGGCGAUCCCCGCAGACCGCACGGGCCUGCGCGGGUACUACAAGACGUGCUUCUUGGUGUAUAUCCGGUUGUACCAGGAGCAGGCGCAGCGGCGGGACCGGAUCGAACGCAUGCUGAACGGGGAGGCGAGCGGGGACGACGACGCGGACGGCGACGCGGACAUGGACGACCUCGACCCGGACGCGCUGGUCACGUUCAUGGCGGAGCUGCAGGCGGUCACGGACGAGAUGAACAAGAUCAGGGCGGCGUGGGAGCACCUUGGCGGGAGCGUAGACUCCUCUGGGGAGCUCGUGGAUGAGUAG